UUGGGUUUUUCUAUAAAUCCUCACUCAUCUUCUUCCUUUAUAUGUGAAGAAAGAAGAAAUAAGAAACCUAAUAGCAGAACUGCUGCUGCUGAAUUUAUCGGCCGACUCCACCGAUUUUUCGGCAAAAUCUGUUUGUUUAAACCUCUUUCCUCUUUAAAUCACCUGGUCAUAGGGAGAUUCUUCCGAUUUUCUAGCUUCCAGAUUUGAAUAUAUCUUCCAGAUUUUUCCCCUAAACAUAGUACCCAAUAUAUUAUUUAAACCAUACUUCUUCUUUGUUAAUCUUAAUACAACUUUCUGUUUUUUUUUUUUCUGUUGAUUUUGAUAAAUCCUAAACACCCAUUUCGUUAAUUUUGAGUUUGCGUUUCGUUCACAUAUUAAACUAUCAGAUCCGCUGAGUUGCUCUUUGUACGACGUGGGAAUUCUAUAUUUGUGUAUUGUGUGUGAUAGUAUAUUUAUUGUAUUAAUCUCGUUUGUGAUUAUACAAUGCUGGCGAAACCUGGUUCUCUUCUUAAACUUCCGGCUGCUCCUUAUUCAUUUGAUAACACCUCUGUUAAGCCUCAAUUGAAUGUUAACCCCAAAGCUCGUUUAGGAGCGAGAGCUGCUCGAUGUUCCGCUUCCAAGGGAGGGUCCGGGUUGUUAAAUGUGUCGGAGAAGAAGUUUUUUGGAGCCCGCUUGAGGGCUCCGGGAUCCGGAAGAUUUCAGUUUUGGCAUUUGGAUGGUCCUGGCCGGUCACCGAAGCUUCGACUUGCUAUCCGGUCGGGUUUGUCGGCUGUGCCUGAGAAACCUCUUGGUCUUUAUGAUCCUUCGUUCGAUAAGGACUCCUGUGGAGUUGGGUUUGUUGCUGAAUUAUCCGGCGAAACCAGCCGCAAAACGAUUACAGAUGCUUUGGAAAUGUUGGUUCGUAUGUCACAUAGAGGUGCUUGCGGUUGUGAAACAAAUACUGGUGAUGGAGCUGGAAUUCUUCUUGCUCUUCCACACGAGUUCUUUAAACAGGCGGCAAGAGAUAAUGGUUUCGAACUCCCACCGGCGGGACAGUAUGCUGUUGGCAUGUUUUUCUUGCCCACGUCGGAUUCUCGUAGAGAAGAAAGUAAAAAAGUAUUUGCACAGGUUGCUGAAUCACUUGGGCACUCUGUUCUUGGAUGGCGGUCUGUGCAAACAGACAAUACUGGAUUGGGGAAGUCUGCCUUGCUGACGGAACCUGUGAUUGAGCAAGUGUUCCUUACCCCAAGUACAAAAUCGAAAGUUGACUUGGAGAAACAGAUGUACAUAUUAAGAAGGCUCUCAAUGGUAGCUAUUCGUGCUGCACUAAAUCUUGAGCACGGUGGUGCUAGAGAUUUCUACAUAUGUUCUCUCUCCUCUAGGACUAUUGUGUACAAAGGUCAGUUGAAGCCUGUACAAUUGAAAGAUUAUUACCUGGAUCUUGGGAAUGAAAGGUUUACGAGCUACAUGGCCCUGGUACACUCCCGGUUCUCAACCAACACUUUUCCUAGUUGGGAUCGUGCUCAGCCUAUGCGUGUUUUGGGCCACAAUGGAGAAAUAAACACCCUUAGAGGCAACGUGAAUUGGAUGAAGGCACGUGAAGGUCUACUGAAGUGUAAGGAACUCGGUCUAUCAGAAGACGAGUUAAAACAUCUAUUGCCUAUUGUGGAUGCCAGUUCCUCAGAUUCAGGAGCUUUUGAUGGUGUUCUUGAGCUUUUAAUUAGAGCUGGUAGAAGUCUUCCUGAAGCUGUCAUGAUGAUGAUCCCUGAAGCAUGGCAAAAUGACAAGAAUAUGGAUCCUCAGAGGAAGGCAUUAUAUGAGUACUUCUCAUGUCUUAUGGAACCGUGGGAUGGACCGGCUCUUAUUUCAUUUACUGAUGGCCGCUAUCUUGGAGCUACUUUGGAUCGCAAUGGACUGCGGCCUGGUCGUUUCUAUGUAACUCACAGUGGGCGAGUUAUAAUGGCUAGUGAGGUUGGUGUCGUAGACAUUGCACCAGAAGAUGUUUCACGGAAAGGAAGGCUCAACCCAGGGAUGAUGCUUUUAGUGGAUUUUGAAAAUCAUGUUGUUGUAGACGAUGAAGCCCUGAAGCAGCAAUAUUCUCUUGCUAGGCCUUAUGGAGAAUGGCUUAAAAACCAGAAGAUUGAACUAAAGGACGUCAUUGGCUCAAUUGAUAAAAGUGAAAUGACCACUCCAGCGAUUACAGGAGCAUUGUCUGCUGAGGACAAUAUGAACAAUAUGGGCAUUCAUGGCUUACUCACUCCCUUGAAAGCCUUUGGCUACACUACUGAAGCCUUGGAGAUGUUGUUGCUUCCUAUGGCAAAAGAUGGUGUUGAGGCCCUUGGUUCCAUGGGAAAUGAUACUCCCUUAGCUGUCAUGUCCAACAGAGAAAAGCUCACCUUUGAGUACUUCAAGCAAAUGUUCGCACAGGUUACAAAUCCUCCCAUUGAUCCCAUCAGAGAAAAGAUUGUGACCUCCAUGCAAUGUAUGAUUGGUCCAGAAGGGGAUCUGACUGAGACUACUGAAGAACAAUGCCAUCGGCUCUCAUUGAAAGGUCCUCUCUUAUCCAUUGGAGAAAUGGAAGCAAUAAAAAAGAUGAACUAUAGGGGCUGGCGAAGUAAAGUUUUAGAUAUCACAUAUCCAAAAUACCUUGGUAGGAGAGGAUUGGAGGAGACCUUGGAUAGGAUUUGUUCCGAAGCUCAGAAUGCAAUUCAGGAGGGUUUCACUACACUUGUUCUUUCUGAUAGAGCAUUCUCAAGCAAGCGUGUUGCUGUGAGCUCGCUCCUGGCUGUUGGUGCUGUCCAUCAGUAUCUAGUUAAAAAUCUAGAACGCACUCAAGUUGGCUUGAUAGUAGAAUCAGCAGAACCCCGCGAAGUUCACCAUUUUUGUACACUUGUGGGGUUUGGUGCUGAUGCUAUAUGCCCUUACCUGGCUAUUGAAGCCAUCUGGAGAUUACAAAUUGAUGGUAAAAUUCCGGCAAAAUCAAGUGGUGAAUUCCACACCAAGGAGGAAUUGGUCAAAAAGUAUUUCAAGGCAAGCAACUACGGGAUGAUGAAAGUUCUUGCAAAGAUGGGAAUAUCAACUUUGGCCUCGUAUAAAGGUGCUCAAAUUUUUGAAGCACUUGGCCUUUCAUCCGAAGUGGUUGAGAAGUGCUUUGCUGGAACUCCAAGCAGAGUUGAGGGUGCAACAUUUGAGAUGCUGGCUCGUGAUGCGCAUAAUUUGCAUGAAAUGGCUUUCCCCUCUAGAGCUUUCCCCCCUGGUAGUGCAGAAGCUGUAGCAUUACCAAACCCUGGGGAUUAUCAUUGGAGGAAAGGUGGUGAAAUUCACUUAAAUGAUCCAGUUGCCAUGGCAAAAUUACAAGAGGCUGCUCGAACUAAUAGUGUAAAUGCCUAUAAGGAGUACUCCAAGCUUGUCCAUGAACUAAAUAAAGCAUGUAAUUUGAGAGGACUUCUGAAAUUCAAAGAGACGGGGGCGAGUAUUCCUUUGGAUGAAGUGGAGCCUGCUAGUGAAAUUGUUAAGCGCUUUUGCACUGGUGCAAUGAGUUAUGGAUCAAUCUCUCUGGAGGCGCACACUACUUUGGCCAUGGCUAUGAACAAAAUUGGUGGAAAGUCAAACACAGGUGAGGGAGGUGAGCAACCAUCUCGAAUGGAGCCUCUUCCUGAUGGUUCAAUGAAUCCAAAGAGAAGUUCUAUCAAACAAGUUGCGAGUGGGAGGUUUGGAGUUUCAAUGUACUACCUCACUAAUGCAGACGAACUGCAGAUUAAAAUGGCUCAGGGUGCCAAGCCUGGUGAAGGUGGUGAACUUCCUGGUCAUAAGGUGGUUGGUGAAAUUGCAAAAACGAGAAACUCUACAGCUGGGGUAGGGCUUAUCAGCCCACCUCCUCAUCAUGAUAUAUAUUCUAUUGAAGAUCUUGCUCAGUUAAUCCAUGAUCUCAAGAAUUCAAAUCCAGCUGCUCGGAUUAGUGUGAAGUUGGUUUCUGAAGCAGGUGUUGGUGUAAUUGCUAGUGGAGUUGUUAAGGGCCACGCAGAUCAUGUACUAAUUUCAGGUCAUGAUGGAGGUACAGGUGCAUCAAGGUGGACCGGCAUCAAGAAUGCUGGGCUUCCUUGGGAACUGGGGUUGGCUGAAACUCACCAAACUCUGGUUGCUAAUGACCUUCGUGGUCGUACAGUGCUUCAGACGGAUGGUCAAUUAAAAACUGGAAGAGAUGUGGCUAUAGCUGCUUUGCUUGGUGCAGAGGAAUUUGGCUUCAGCACUGCACCCCUUAUUACAAUGGGUUGCAUUAUGAUGCGGAAGUGCCACAAAAAUACAUGUCCUGUUGGAAUUGCUACUCAAGAUCCUGUUCUUCGAGAGAAGUUUGCAGGAGAACCUGAACAUGUGAUCAACUUUUUCUUUAUGGUAGCUGAGGAAAUGAGGGAGAUCAUGUCACAACUUGGAUUCCGUACUGUCAAUCAGAUGGUUGGUCGUUCAGAUGUGUUAGAAGUUGAUAAAGAAGUUGCUUGGCAAAAUGAGAAGCUAGAGAAUAUUGAUCUAUCUCUGCUUCUCAGACCUGCUGCUGAUCUACGACCUGAAGCUGCUCAAUAUUGCGUGCAGAAACAAGAUCACGGUCUGGACAUGGCUUUGGAUCAAAAACUGAUUGCACUUUCAAAGUCUGCUUUAGAAAAGAGUAUCCCCGUGUACAUUGAAACACCAAUUAUCAAUGUUAACCGAGCCGUCGGAACAAUGCUUAGCCAUGAGGUAACCAAGCGUUACCACAUGGCUGGGCUUCCUUCUGAAACUAUUCAUAUCAAAUUCACUGGAAGUGCUGGACAGAGUCUUGGAGCGUUUCUCUGCCCUGGGAUAAUGCUAGAGCUGGAGGGUGACAGCAAUGACUAUGUUGGCAAAGGAUUAUCAGGUGGCAAAAUUGUUGUUUACCCACCAAAGGGAAGUUUAUUUGAUCCUAAGGAGAACAUAAUCAUAGGUAAUGUGGCUCUUUAUGGUGCUACAAGUGGUGAGGCCUAUUUCAAUGGGAUGGCAGCAGAAAGGUUUUGUGUUCGUAAUUCAGGGGCAAAGGCUGUUGUGGAAGGUGUUGGUGAUCAUGGAUGUGAAUAUAUGACUGGUGGCACUGUUGUCAUUCUUGGGAAAACUGGAAGGAAUUUUGCUGCUGGUAUGAGUGGAGGUAUUGCUUAUGUUCUUGACAUGGAUGGUAAAUUUGAAUCCCGAUGCAAUCUAGAGCUUGUGGAUCUUGAUAAAGUUGAAGAAGAGGAUGAUAUUUUGACUCUCAAAAUGAUGAUACAGCAGCAUCAGCGUCACACAUCCAGCAAUUUAGCCAAAGAAGUCCUUGACAACUUUGAGAACCUAUUGCCUAGAUUUAUUAAGGUCUUCCCAAGGGAAUAUAAGCGUAUUCUUGCUGACAUGAAAGCUCAAGAAGCUGUCAAAGAGGCUUUAGAACCAUCUGCUAAAGAUGCUGAGGAGUCAGAUGAGGCAGAGUUAGUUGAAAAGGAUGCGUUUGAGGAGCUCAAGAAAAUGGCUGCUGCCUCGUUGAAUGGGAAUUCUGAACAGGUUGAAAAGACAGAACCUCCAAAGAGACCUACUGAGAUACCAGAUGCUGUUAAGCAUCGAGGUUUUAUUGCUUAUGAACGUGAAGGAGUGAAGUACAGAGAUCCUAAUGUUCGAAUGAGAGAUUGGAAGGAGGUUAUGGAGGAAUCAAAACCUGGGCCGCUCUUAAAGACUCAGUCAGCUCGAUGCAUGGAUUGUGGUACCCCCUUUUGCCAUCAGGAGAACUCUGGUUGCCCUCUUGGUAAUAAAAUUCCUGAAUUCAAUGAGUUAGUUUAUCAGAAUAGGUGGCGUGAAGCCCUGGAGCGGCUUCUUGAAACAAACAACUUCCCAGAGUUUACUGGCCGUGUCUGCCCAGCACCAUGCGAAGGAUCUUGCGUUCUUGGCAUUAUUGAGAAUCCUGUGUCCAUCAAAAACAUUGAAUGUGCCAUCAUAGACAAGGCCUUUGAAGAGGGGUGGAUGAUUCCACGGCCUCCUCAAGUGAGAUCCGGGAAAAGAGUAGCUAUUGUUGGGAGUGGACCAGCUGGAUUGGCUGCAGCCGACCAGCUAAAUAAAAUGGGACACAAGGUAACUGUGUAUGAAAGAGCUGACAGAAUUGGAGGACUUAUGAUGUAUGGAGUUCCAAAUAUGAAGACUGACAAAGUGGAUGUAGUUCAGCGGCGGGUUAACCUCAUGGCAGAGGAAGGUGUUAACUUCGUUGUUAAUGCCAACGUUGGAACUGAUACGUCAUAUUCUCUCGAUCAGCUUCGCAAGGAAAAUGAUGCACUCGUUUUGGCUGUUGGUGCCACAAAACCAAGGGACCUUCCUGUACCUGGACGAGAACUAGCUGGAGUCCAUUUUGCCAUGGAAUUUCUUCAUUCAAACACGAAGAGCUUGCUUGAUAGCAAUCUCCAAGACGGCAACUACAUUUCUGCAAAAGACAAGAAGGUAGUUGUGAUUGGUGGUGGUGACACUGGAACAGAUUGCAUAGGAACCUCUAUAAGGCAUGGUUGCAGCAGUAUAGUAAACCUCGAGCUUCUUCCUCAGCCGCCACAGACCAGGGCUCCAGGAAACCCUUGGCCACAGUGGCCUAGAAUAUUCCGAGUUGACUAUGGGCACCAGGAAGCAGCUGCCAAAUUCGGAAAAGAUCCAAGAACGUACGAGGUUUUGACUAAGCGGUUUAUUGGAGAUGAGAAUGGGGUAGUGAAAGGGCUUGAAGUAAUUCGUGUUCAGUGGGAGAAAGAUGCCGACGGAAGGUUUCAGUUUAAGGAGGUGGAAGGCAGCGAGGAAAUAAUAGAGGCGGAUCUUGUUUUAUUGGCGAUGGGGUUCCUGGGGCCUGAAUCGACAGUAGCAGAGAAGCUAGGCAUAGAGAAAGACAAUAGGUCUAACUUCAAGGCUGAGUAUGGCCGCUUCUCAACUAGUGUAGACGGAGUAUUUGCAGCGGGAGACUGCCGUCGAGGCCAGUCCCUUGUGGUUUGGGCUAUCUCGGAAGGACGGCAAGCAGCUGCUCAGGUGGACAAGUAUUUAGCUAAGGAGGAAAAGGGCGGUAUUGUAGGGGAAGGAGGGUAUGAAGGCGUUGGUAACGGCUCUCAAGAUUAUAACAAUAGACAACAAGAUAGUAGUAGUAGCAGCAGACACACAGUAAUGACAUAGGCGAUAAAAGCUUUUGUCCAAGCUUUCCCUAAGAAUGGAGAAAAGGAAAAAUUCUAUACUUUUGGCUGAAGAUUUGAUAACUUGUUCUACUCAAUAAAAAGCCAAUUCCAGAGGGAGCACCCCAAAGCAAGGUGGUGCAGCAUGUGAGGAAUGGGUUUCUGCUGUUGGCUCUAUUAUUAUUAUUAUUAUUAUUAUUAUAUUUUUAGAAGGGUAAGGUAAAGGAGGAAUGGUGAAUGAUGGUGUGGAGAUAGGUUAAAUAAUAUAUAGUAGAGAGGAUUGUGAUAUUUGUAGUCCUUUGGUGGUUUUUCAUUUUGUUUCUUAUCAUGUUGAUAGGUGUUUUGAAAAGUCUCAAUCCCCCUUUCAAGUUUUUUAGAUAGUUGGCUCUGUUUUUCUCAGAAAUGAAUAAUGUACAGUUUGGGUUAA
Cucumis melo (muskmelon) is the source of this 7563-nucleotide messenger RNA. Its product is annotated as glutamate synthase [NADH], amyloplastic. Bases 484 to 7140 code for a protein of 2218 amino acids. Gene Ontology annotation, molecular function: flavin adenine dinucleotide binding; glutamate synthase (NADH) activity; iron ion binding. The transcript is spliced from 22 exons. The record is from RefSeq and is a predicted model, not a curated record. NCBI's taxonomy places the organism in Eukaryota, Viridiplantae, Streptophyta, Magnoliopsida, Cucurbitales, Cucurbitaceae.